This is a messenger RNA of Lates calcarifer (barramundi perch), 6308 nucleotides long. RefSeq names its product synembryn-A. Gene Ontology annotation, cellular component: cytoplasm; plasma membrane. Gene Ontology annotation, molecular function: guanyl-nucleotide exchange factor activity; G-protein alpha-subunit binding. Gene Ontology annotation, biological process: G protein-coupled receptor signaling pathway. Lineage: Eukaryota; Metazoa; Chordata; Actinopteri; Centropomidae. The record is from RefSeq and is a predicted model, not a curated record.
AAGCAGCACAACAUUGUACUUUAAGUGACCUUGUACCUUGUGUGAUGUUUACAUUGAUUCUUAUGUUCACUCUUUGCUCCCCCUCAUCCACAUCCUCCCCCCCAUCCCUCUCCCCUCUCACUCCACUUGCUGCUGAGCAAUUGUUCCAGAAAUCGUUCUUUCAUUUCCAUCACCUGCAGGAAGCCCGCAGAGCCCAAAAUAACCCCAAUUCUCCUCCAGGCUUUUCUUUAUCGCCCCCUUUUUUCCUGUGCCUUUUUCCCUUGAGUCACUUUUGCCAUCAGCAUGUUUAUUCCUGAAACGUCCUUCACUCACACCCCACCCCCCCUUCCGUACAGUGUUUUGAAAACAACCACUUAAUCUUCCCCCGUUCCUCUAAGAUAAUCUUUUUUAAUAAAAUUAUAGCAUUCAGGAUUGGUUCAUGGCUUUAUUAAUCCACCUUAAAAAUGGUCACAAAAAUAACAAAUGAUGGGCUUUUAAAGACUGGCCCUUAGCCACAUUCUAACAUCUCUCUAGGAAAUCAUCCUAUAAUUCUUAAUCUUUUAAUAAUACAGUAAAUCCUCAGGGAGUCAGUGUCACGUUUAAUGUUUUCCAGUUUCCACACUCUGUUUCUCCCAGCCUCUCUCCUUCUCUCUAAAUCACAACUUCCCCUCUGGAGUCUAUUGUGUACUUUUCCUGUAACUACCAGCUGGGCAGCUUGUGUUGUCAGAGUAACGCACUGAGUCAUCGCUGGCGCGCGUGCACAUGAGCGCAUUAGCAGUCGAAUGUUCAAACAGUCUUAUGAUUUCCCAUGAUUAAGAGCUAAUUACACCAGGUGUUGUUAUAUGAUCAGCUUCCUCUUAAAAUGUUGAAACCAGUAUGAUGACUAAUGAAUAAUUACGUGACAAAAAACUGUUCCUGUACACCUGCUGUUGUCUGGCUUGGAGCAAAUUGAUCAUUUUUGACAAAAACAUAAGCAGGGAAACAUUUUAAACCCAAGUAAACACUUUAUACAGUAGAAAACAAAGUUUGACACUAAGACUGUCCUAUAAGUUCUCCGGUCAGUAGCUUAUAGUAGCAGUACUCACUCAGUGAUGUGCAUUUCUACGUCCUCAUUCAGAAAACAUUAAAGUCAGUGCAGCACCAUUUAGGGAGAAGCAGGAUCUAUUUUGUUUCACUGCAAUGCAAUUUUGGAGUCAUUAUGAAUCCAUAUGGGGAAUAACAGAAAUUACCACAUCUAUUAUUUAAUCAAAGAUAUAUAUUUCUUCAAAUUACAUCUACAGCUUCUUCCUCAUUGGAAAGUCCUGAAUUAAUGAAUAUGCAAACUUGGCAACAUUUUACUUUUAAGUUGGGUGCUGUUUAGCACUUGUUAGCAGCACAUAAACAGUAUAAUGCACUUAUAAGUGGAUAAACAGAUAUUAUAAAGAAUAAUAAACCAUUGAUUAAAAGUUUAUAUAAUGCUUAUACGGUUAAUGCUUUAAGAGGGCUGGUUAAAGUAAAGUGUUUCUCAAACUACUGCACACAGCCUUCUAGUCAAACUCUGAACGGUGAAGCUCAAACACUAAAGUGAAGUAACAAUUUGUUUUGCAAAUAUUUUUGAGUGCAACUUUAAGAAGAUAAUUAUAAAAUUACUGUAAUUAUUACUUAUUAUUCAAAAUUAAUAAUAAUAAUCAAUAAUCAAUGUGUGUAUAGACAUGAGUAAAAAACUCUAAAUGCACAUGUAGUUAAAAAGAAAGAAAAAGGAAAAUAUUGUAUUAAUAACUGAGUCAUGUUACGGAAUAUUGGGAAAAUGUAGGUCACACAAACAAAAACAUAAAGAUCCAUACUCUCACAGCUUCCCAUUUAAGUGGACUGACCCUUGAGAGUUCACAGAAAGUUUAGUUCACAGAAGUCAAUAUAGUUUAUGUUUUAUACAGUAUUUUGUGUCCCAGGUGUUAUGACAGUUAGUGAUGAUGUUAGUCUGUGUCAGCAUGAUUAUAGGGAUAGUCCUGGAUUGCAUACGUCAAUGAAAUGGCUAUUGUUUUCCACUGUUUUUAAAGGUCACUGUGGUUCAUCAGCCCCUUGCAGCUCUGACCUGUUGAGAUCCAAUAUCUCGAGCCUCUAAUCCAUCUUGAAGGAAUAUGUACUCACAUCCAGGAGAGCACUUUGUCAGGACUCCUCUGACUUUUCUCCUGCUAUUGCUGACGUAGUGUGCAUCCUGUUGUUGUAAGCCUGCAGCUACCAACCAGCCACUUCAGCCUCUCUGCCCUGUUUCCUCUACCCACUGGGCACAAGAGUGAGCAUCCUGCCAGGAAAGCUUGUCUUUCACUCAUAUAUCAUCUUCUCACAGUUUUUGUCUCUCAGGUCACUCAAGACUUUUUGAUACAAGUGUGUCAACGUCUUAUUCAGUUUCCCAGUACACAACUGAAAGCAGGUUAGCUAAGUUGAAAACAAAAACAGCUUAUUUACUGGAAUAAAAUUUGAAUUCAAGCAAUGUGUGUGCCACCCCUUGGGAAAGACUAAUUUUGGUUGCAGCUGCUCUCGUAGUUUAUGAUAAAAUUUACUCUCAACAAAGACAGUUAAUGCACACUUACACACAUGCUGUAUUGUGCGAGAGAUAAAUAACCUCCUCUGAGCAAAAUGACUCAACCAUGAAAAUAGCUCCAUCUUGUGGGAGUAGACACAAACAAGGGUCAAUCCACUUAAAUGGGAAGUUGUGAGAGUAUGGCUCUUUAUGUUUUUGGUAGAGUAUGUAUUUGUGUGACAUAUAUUUUUUUCCCAUGAGUCCCCAAGAUAGUAUGGGUAUUUCAUAUUAUAAUAAAUAUCCAGAGUCAGUAGCAUGACGCAGCUUGUGUCUACUCCCACAGAAUAAAGAGUGCACCAAAAAAAAAUGUAAUUAACUGUGUGUUCUCAUUCAUAAAUGAUUAUGCAAAAUUAAAAUACAGAUGUUUUAAGAUGGAAAUUAGCUGAAAAAUGCUGAUGUCAUCUUAGGUGGCUCUGUAAACACAUUUCUCAGCAGUGUUUUCAAGUUCAGUUUAGCCAUCAGUAGCUUCAGCAAGAUUAAGCAAGCAUGAUAAAAACAAAAUCUUAGUGGUUAUUUCAGUCUUUCCUGAGUUAUUAACAGAUUUGAGUAAAAUAGUGUGUUAAUGCUGGACAGAGAAAGAGAGAGAGAGAGAGACGUGCAACACGUCAAGUCUGGAAAACCUAUAAAAGGUUAGAGGGUCAUCACUGAGAGAUACAAGCUUAGAGUCCAUUAGUGGAUUAUAACCAUAACCACUCCAUGGCUACUGCAUCUCUCUUGGAUUAACGAGAGAGAGAGAGAGAGAGCGAGAGAGAGAAAGAGAGAGAGAGAUAGUCUGAGUGUAUGACGGCGACUGGAAAGCAAAGCAUAGUGAGCAAAUUUUAAGGCAGAACACAGCACUGUGUGUAUACAGGGACUGAGAAACACCGGGGGAACACGCUGAGGUGAAGUUUGGGACUUAAGGUGAUUUUUGCACACCUACACUACAUCAUCUGGCUGUUAAAGUGAACUGCCCAAGGUGAGUUUGGACAAAUACAUGUUGUGAAAGUGAGCUCUUGUUGUACUUGUGCCCUUUUCUUUUACAUUAACAAUAAAACUGAUUAUAUUGAUUGUUGAUUAUUGAUAUUCCUGUAUGGAUAAUUGUCAUAUAAAAGCUAAAGAUUCAGCUUUCAUUAACUGAGGAUUUCAGUUAAUGAAAGCUGGCUGUCAUGAUAUAUAAUGGUUUGAUGACUAUUUUACUGAGUGGAUGAAUCUUUUCUGCUCUUUAAUUUCACAUUUACUUGGCCUUGUUUCCAGCUCACAAGCAAAUUACGGACAACAUAUAUAUGCAGAUGAUGUGUUUUUGUACCUAUGUGUCUAAUCAAGCAUAAUCUCUGUCACCACCAUUCUCAUCACUGUUGUUGUGUAACUUUAAUUUUGUUAUUGCCUGAAUGAUUAUUCCUCUCCCUGUAUGCGCAUGUAUGUGGUAUGUGUUUGUGUGCGCAGGAAGCAUGGACGUGGAUGUGGAGGGGAUUAUCCAGUGCAUCAAGCAGGGGGAUGAGAACGGUGUUCAGAUACAGCUGCAGGAGUUCAACAAAGAGUAUGCCCAGUGCUUCUUCUUUGAUGCAGAGGAGAGGGAACGACAGAAACAAAGAAAACAAGAAGAGUUCAGGAAGAAUAAAGUGAGGGAAUAUGCUGAUUCUGACUCUGACUCUGAGUACGACCAGGAGGAUCGAGGCCUCAUCCUCAGACAGGUAACUGACACUGUCAAUCUCUGCUUACCCAGAGGUGUUGUCAGUUGUUCCUUUGAAAACUGUUGUUUAACUAAAUGUCUGCUUCUCUGUUCCUGCACUCAGAAUUUAGCUGUUGUCCUUGUGAGAUUUAUAAGAACAGCAGUUAAAAGUCGUCUGUUAAGAGUAUCUCUGCGAACCCUGAGGAUCCUGUCCAGGGACAAAAAGGUCCUGGGCCCCUUGGUGACAGACAGCGCUCUGCUGACUCUGGCCAAGCUGGCCGGGCUGACCACAAGCGAUGCAAGUGAUGAAGUCAGCAACCCUGACUCUGAAUUCUAUGACAACAUCAUCGCCUCUCUCGCUGAGGCCAAAGUUUUACAGUGCCGCACUGAUGAGGAUGCUGACCCCGAAGCCAACGACGAGUGCUCUGCCUUCAACGAGGACGCCAAGAGCGACAUCAGCAUCGCCAACAGCGACGUGGACAGCAUCAGCUGGUUCGGGAGCCACAGGACCAGCAUCAACGAAAUGUACAAGGGCAGCAUCCAUCACAAGGUGCUGGAGCGAGGGAGGAAGGACCGCAGAGAGAGCAAGAUGGAGGGCGAGGAAGAGGAGGAGGACGGGGAGUCAGGAGAGGAGGCACAGAGAAAAGAGGCCAUGAAGGUGUUGUGUAAUGUGGUGUACAACAGCACCUGGGCACAGGAGAGGUUCAGCACUCUCAGGCUCAUGUGUGGUCUCACAGAGCGUCUCUCCUCCAGUGUCAGUUGCUCAUCUCCCUCCAGUGUUCAGUUCUAUGAACUGCGCCUCAUGUUCCUCAUUACAGCUCUACGUCCAGAGCUCAGCACUCAGCUCAAACACGAGGGUGGGGUGUCCAUCCUCACAGCAGCCUUGGAGAGCUGCCUGGAGGUUCAGUGGAAGGACCAGUAUGAGUGUGUGCUGGACUCAGCAGCACCACCAAUCUCUUUGGAAGCUUCUCAGCGAAUCAUAGAGAUCCUGAAAAUCCUCUUUAACCUCACCUACAGCACCCACAGGCAGGAGCCUAGUGAGGAUGAUGCAGCUCUUUACCGACACCUGGUGGCUAUCCUGCGCCUCUGCCUGAGGAGGAAGUGCAUGCUGUCGGACGAUACUGAUGAACUGCAGGGUCACACAGUCAACCUGUUGACAGCACUGCCCCUCCAGUGUCUUGAUGUGAUGCUGAUGGUGCCUCUGGAACCCAACUCGGAGCAGUGCCAGGGGGUCAACAUGGACUGCGUGUACACCCUGCUGAUGUUCAUGGAGAGACGUCUGGAGUCUGGUGAGGACAGGGUCAAAGAGAAGCUGACACCAAUCCUCAACCUGCUGACAGAGAGCUGCAGGGCCCACAGAGAAACACGCCACUACAUCAGGAACCAUAUCCUACCUCCUCUGAGAGAUGUGUCACACAGGCCGGAGGAAGGCUCCACAGUGAAGAGUCGUCUGAUCCGUCUCAUGACUCAUUUGGAUACAGACCUCAAACACUGUGCUGCUGACCUCAUCUUUGUCCUCUGCAAGGAAAAUGUGAGGCGUUUUGUCAAGUACACAGGUUACGGUAAUGCAGCAGGCCUGCUGGCCACCAGGGGUCUGCUGGGUGGCCAGGGGCCCAGGGCUCCCGCCUCUAAUGCCCAGUACUCCAGCGACUCCGACUCCGACACCGAGGAGUACCGGCAGGUCAAAGAUCGCAUCAACCCGGUGACGGGGCGGGUGGAGGCGGAGCAGUCGGAUCCUAUGGAGGGCAUGACAGAGGAGGAGAAGGAGGAGGAGGCCAAGAGGCUCAUCAUGCUCUUUAAUAAGCUGUCCAGGGACAGUAUUAUCCAGCCAAUGGGAGUGGAUUCAGAGGGGAAGCUGAUCCCAGUGUCGGGACUGAGGGAGAAUUCUCUGACUGAGGAGGGAGGUUCUGAGUCAGAGAACGACAGAGAAGCAGAGGAAGGAGAGAAGAACUGAAACAUGUCAAAUCCAUUCAUUCGAUCGAUUAAUUUAUUUUUGUAAAUAUUAAGUUUCUUAAGUUUGACAUUGUAAGAAUAUUUCAACAUGAAAUCAAAAGAACAGAAUUCCCAUUCACACCCAGCCAGCCAUUAUGGAAGUAAAUAAACUCAAGAAAGGAUAUAAAA